Messenger RNA from Closterium sp. Yama58-4, 5109 nucleotides. NCBI's taxonomy places the organism in Eukaryota, Viridiplantae, Streptophyta, Zygnematophyceae, Desmidiales, Closteriaceae. The record is from the annotation of a GenBank genome assembly.
GUGCUAGAAGCGUAUGGAAACAACCAGUCUCCUGUACUAGUGGUGGGGGACUUAGUCAACAUUCAUUUCAUGGAGUGGCCUGAGAGUGACGCGGCUCUCGACCUCCCGUUCGAGCGCUCCUCCGACUGUCCCACGGCGCUGCUCAUCAAGCCGGCAGCGGGCAUGUUCCUGGCGGCCGAGCUGUUUGUAAGGGAGACGUUCAAAGGGGAGAGGUUCAUUGGCAUGCACUGGCGACGAGGGGACUUCAAGGCUUAUUGUUUCUGGCACGGACCCAAAAAUGCAUGCUACUUCCCCGUGCAACAGGUGGCGUAUUGGGUGUAUCGCAAGAGCAGGGAGCUGGGAAUCAACAACCUCUUCCUCGCCACCAAUGCCAAGCAUGCCGAGUUGGAGGAGCUAACAGUGCUGUUGAAUCAAAUGUCGGAUUACAAGCUAAACGUGGUGCGGUUACCAUCCGUCCGCGAAAAGAGCAAGGAGAAAUGGAUGCGGCCUAUCCAACAACUGACUCAAGGUCGCACGGAGCUCAUUCCAGUGGCUUUAGAAAAGCUGAUUUGUGCGCAGGCGCAUAUUUUCUGGGGAUCUGUGGCGUCGACAUUUUCCAUGGAUAUCCAACGAUAUCCCGUCGGGCUAGCAUCGAUUUCAUUUGGAAUGGACGGCUCAGAUGAUUCGGAUGUGGAUUUCGGCACAAUGGUCAUGAAGCCUGGGAGCCGCAGGCCGCCACAGGAGCCGUCCGAUGAAGAAUCGGACGGUGAUGGAGGCGGCGAUUUCGGAACCAUGGUCAUGAAGCCUGGAAGCAGACGCGACAGCGGGAGCGGCGGCGGCGGCGGCGGUGGAUGGCGUGGGGGAGGUGAUAAUAACGGGGAUAGUGACGAGGAGGGGGGAGGAGAUUUCGGAACGAUGGUGAUGCGGCCACGUGGCACGCGUCGAGACGACGAUGACGGGAGCGUGGUGGAAUCGGACGGUUCAGAAGGAGGGGAUUUUGGAACCAUGAUGGGGAGCCAGAAGGGAAGGAGGCGAGAUGAGGAGGAAGAGGAGGAGGAGGAGGAGGAGAGUGAGGAGGGGGAUUUUGGCACAAUGGUAGUGAGCAAGUCGGCCAAGAAAAAGGGGCGGCGGCGGAAGGAGGAGAGCGAGGAGGAGGAAGAGGGAGACUUUGGAACGAUGGUUGUUUCGAAACGUCGAGGCCGGAGUGAUGAGGAGGAGGAGGAGGAUGAGGAUGAUGAUGAAGAGGAGGAAGAUGAGGAUGACGAUCAAUUCGGCACUGUGGUGGUAUCUGGGAAGAGCAAGGGGGGAGGGCGGAAGAAGAAGGGGGGGAAGGGAGGAAAGGAGGAGAAGGACGGGACUGGGUCAUUGGCAGCAGCGGCUAGGAGCAUGGCGGAGCACAAAGACGUUGCUCCCAAGGCGAAGAAGGGCGGGGGAGGGGGCAUUUCAGGGUCGAGCAUUCAUGUGUCCAGAGAAGACCCCACGUUGAAAUACGAGUUGCUGGAAGAACUGGGCAAGGGUUCCUACGGGUCAGUGUACAAGGGAAGAGACCGCAUUAGCUCAGAACUGGUGGCUAUUAAAGUCAUUUCCCUGGCUGAAGGGGAGGAGGGGUUUGAGGAGAUAAGGGGCGAGAUUGAGAUGCUGCAGCAGUGCAACCACCCCAACGUCGUGCGAUACUAUGGCAGCUACCAGGGGGACGACUUCCUCUGGAUUGUGAUGGAGUAUUGUGGUGGUGGCAGCGUGGCUGACCUUAUGAACAACACUGACUCACCACUCGAGGAGGGCAUGAUUGCCUAUGUGUGCCGGGAGUCCAUUAAGGGCUUGGCCUACCUACACGAGAUAGGCAAAGUGCAUCGAGACAUCAAGGGCGGCAACAUUCUUUUGAGCGACUCAGGGGAGAUCAAGCUGGGGGACUUUGGGGUGGCAGCACAGCUCACCCGCACCAUGUCCAAACGCAACACGUUCAUAGGCACGCCCCACUGGAUGGCACCGGAGGUGAUUCAGGAGAGUCUGUACGACGGCAAGGUGGACGUGUGGGCGCUCGGCAUCACUGCCAUUGAGAUGGCCGAGGGCCUGCCACCACGCUCUAACAUCCAUCCCAUGCGAGUGAGUGCUUGCUUGCCUUGGGAACCAUUAGAGUGUGGAGCUUGUUCAAAUAUUCCCCACCCGUUUUGGCCCCUCUCCUCCACCCGCUCUUUCCAGGUGCUUUUUAUGAUUUCCAGAGAACCUUCCCCCACAUUAGAGGAUCCCGAGAAAUGGUCCCUUUUAUUCCACGAUUUCGUGGCCAAGUGUCUGAUCAAGGAACCAAAGCAGCGCCCCACCACGCCAGCGCUGCUGCAGCACAAGUUCAUCGAGAGGUGCAAGGACACGGCUGUGGUGCUCAAGAAACGGAUCGACCAGGCCAAGGCGAUGCGAGAGGAGGCGAAGAAACAGAGACUGGCUGCUGCUGCUUUGGAGGAGCAGAACAGCGUUUCAGAGGAUGUGAUGCAGCACAAGUUCAUCGAGAGGUGCAAGGACACGGCUGUGGUGCUCACGAAACGGAUUGACCAGGCCAAGGCGAUGCGCGAGGAGGCGAAGAAGCAGAGAUUGGCUGCUGCUGCCCUGGAAGAACAGAACAGCGUCUCAGAGGAUCACAAGUUCAGGGAACGAUGCAAGGACACUGCUGUGGUUCUCAAGAAGCGGAUUGACCAGGCCAAGGCGAUGAGAGAGGAGGCGAAGAAACAGAGAUUGGCUGCUGCUGCUGCUGCAGUGGAGCAGCAGAUCAGCGUCUCAGAGGAUUCCAUGGGCACAGGCACGGUGAUUCGAAAGGGAGAUGCCACCACCAUUUCUUACAUUCCACCACCCUCCAUCCCCUUCCAUCCCUCUGCUUCCCCUCCCCACCUCCCCGGUGCAGUCUAUGGGCACGGGGGGGACAUUCUGAAGGCUCGCUCUGCUCCCUCCGCCUAUGCUGAUGACGAUGAACCUGGUGGGUGUUAUGAUCCAAAAGACUUCGGCACGUUUGUGAACAAGGACUAUGAAUCCGAGGACGAAGCGAUGGACACGGGCACGAUGCGAGUCGCCAGGUCAGACGAGCCGUCCGCCAAGUCAGCAGCCGCCACGUCAGCAGCAGAGGGCGUAGAGUCGUCUUCGGAUAACAUCGGCGCAGCACUGGCAGCUUUGGGAGGGCAGCGCAAGGCCAAGCCCGCACAAGCCAAGUCCGCCCCCUCACGGCGCUCUGAGCGUCCUCCUGUCCCUCCGAAGCAGGCAGCAGCGGCGGGCAUGGAGCUGGAAGCCAAGAGGCGCAAGGGCACGGAUUUCUUUGCGGGGGCGAGGCAAGCGAUGGAGGAUGGGACGAGGCAGGCCAUUGCUGAUAGCACCAAGCCCGCUCAGCGAGCCAGCCCUGGGCUGCAGGAUAAGCUAUCAGCGGUGUAUGCAGCGGGCAACACGGUCCCCAUCCCGUUCCUCCGCGCGUGCGACAUCUCUCCUCUCGCCCUCAUCGCCUCAUCGGGCCCCGACGGCGCUCCCUUUGAUCAGUGUGGGCUGGAGGCGAUUCAGGAGCUGUCAGGGAGUGGAGGGCUGGCAGGAAGCAAGGGCGCGAGACGAACACCCGCUGCUGAGGUCCCACUACCUCCCAGUGUAUACCGCAGACUAGCCAACAGCACCACCCUCCCCAAUCUCGCCCGAGCGCUGGCGUACCAUAAACAGUGUUUGGACGAGAUGCCCCUACAAGGAUGGCAAGGGAUCAGAAGCAUCGCGAGCAGCAUGUCCGGCGGAGACGAGGUAUCGGCACUGGUGCUGGAUCUAGGCUCGCACACGUGCAAGGCGGGAUACGCAGGGGAGGAUACUCCUAAAGCCGUCUUCCCCUCGGUGUUUGGUGUGAUAGAGGCAGAUGCAGGACGUGCAGGAGAGGAGGGGAAAAGGGGAGAGGGGAGCGAAGCAGAGGGGCCAGAUGCGAAGAGAGUGAAGCUGGAGGGGGGUCUGGCAGCAGCAGGGGCGUCGGCGAAUGGGAGCUCGCCAGGUGGCAAGAGGAAGCUGUUCGUGGGGAGCAAUGCUCUUGGAUACAGACGAGAUUUUAUGGAGGUGGUACCGUCUGUGUCAAAUGGUUUACUGUCGGACUGGGAAGGAGUUGCUGCCAUUUGGGAGCAUGCACUUAAGGACCGCCUACUGGUAGACCCCAAGGAGCAUGCAGUGCUGCUGGCAGAGCCCUCCUUCAACCCGCCAGCAGCGCGGGAAAAAACAGUGCAGCUCAUGUUUGAAACGCUCGGGCCCCCGGCGGUGUUCCUCGCAAGGAAUGCUGUUCUGACGUCCUUCUCCUGUGGGAAAGCCACCUCGCUUGUCGUCGACAGCGGGUUUUCAUCCACAACAGUCGCAGCAGUGCACGACGGAUAUGUGUUGCAAAAGUCUCUCCGUCGCUCACCAGUGGCCGGGGAUGCACUCACAGAGUUCCUCCUACGAUCUGUGGGCAGGCAAAAGGUCCGCCCACGGUUCUCGUUCAAGCGAGUGUUGAUCCGACCUGGCCAGUUUGAGUUGGUAGACCAGGCAUAUCCCAACACCACGGACAGCUACCGCCUCUACAUGCAGAAGGCGACAGCAGCAGAUAUGAAGGAGACCGUGUGCCGCGUGCCUGAUGCUCCCUAUGAUGAUCUUUCCUUCUCCAAUGUCCCCACAGUGGCCUAUGAACUGCCAGACGGCCAGGUACUGGAGGUGGGCAGUGACCGGUUCAAAGUGGCUGACGCGCUUUUCAAUCCAAGCCUUCUCUCUUCAAUUGCUUCAGCCGACCCCUCCAGUGGGGGAUGGACAGCAGAGGCCAUUGCUGAUGCAGCCAAAUCACCGGGGAUAGCGAGAAUGGUGGUUGACAGCAUCAGCAAGUGCGAUGUGGAUAUUCGCAAGGACCUCUACAGCUCUGUGCUGUUGUCAGGAGGCACUAUGGCCAUGCAGCAGAUCAAAGAGCGCCUGGAGAAGGAGCUCAUGGCGGAGGCCCCGCAAACAGCAAAAGUUAAGGUUUUGGCAAGCGGCAAUGUUAUUGAAAGGAAGUUUAGUGUAUGGAUUGGAGGUAGCAUCCUCGCUUCCUUGGGUUCUUUUCAACAAAUGUGGCUCUCCAAGGCAGAGUAUGAGGAGCAUGGAGCUGCGUAUGUGCAUCGCAAAUGCCCGUAG